AUGAUCAUGCCAGGGAAAACAUGCGAAUUGAUUAUUCAUCAACUUUUACCGCCAGUUCGACGUGCUUGCCUUCUUGUACCUGAAUUAACACUAAGUAUAUUAACUUCAUCUCAUCCUCUUUGGCAUAUUCCUUAUGAAGAAGCAAUAGCUAAAUUAGAUCGAUCGGAUCCAUGGUGGGCUUUUCUUUGGCCAGGUAGUCAAGGGUUAGCUCGCUAUGUAUUAGAUAAUAAGUCAUUGAUUCGUGGACGUUGCGUAUUAGAUAUCGGAUGUGGAUGCGGUGCAAGCGCAAUAGCAGCCAAAAUUGCAGGAGCAACCAAUGUGAUCGCUAAUGAUAUUGAUAAAGAUGCUCUGAUUGCCACUCGUCACAAUGCUCAAUUGAAUGAUGUUACGAUCAAUAAGUUUUCUUCAUAUAAUCUUAUUCAAAAUCCGUCAUUGGCUUUCCAAAACAAUAAAAUUGACUUACUCAUAAUUGGUGAUAUGUGUUACGAUGAUCAACUUGCAAAACAAAUAUUACAUUUGAUAAUAGCUGCUCAUCAACACCAUAUUCAUGUUUUACUUGCUGAUCCAGGCCGAUACAGUUUCAAAUCGAUUGUUAUGAAUCAACUUAAAGAUAAAAUGAAGCGUGUUUGUGAAUAUCCAAUUAUUGAUCGUGAUUAUGUCGAAUCUGAUUUCGAGACAAUACAAAUUUGGACAACAUAA
Messenger RNA from Rotaria socialis, 699 nucleotides. The record is from the annotation of a GenBank genome assembly. Lineage: Eukaryota; Metazoa; Rotifera; Eurotatoria; Philodinida; Philodinidae.